Sorex fumeus (smoky shrew) is the source of this 4617-nucleotide messenger RNA. It is a transcript of the gene NFE2L1, whose product is annotated as NFE2 like bZIP transcription factor 1. Gene Ontology annotation, biological process: regulation of transcription by RNA polymerase II. The record is from RefSeq and is a predicted model, not a curated record. NCBI's taxonomy places the organism in Eukaryota, Metazoa, Chordata, Mammalia, Eulipotyphla, Soricidae. Gene Ontology annotation, molecular function: RNA polymerase II cis-regulatory region sequence-specific DNA binding; DNA-binding transcription factor activity, RNA polymerase II-specific. The transcript has 5 exons. Gene Ontology annotation, cellular component: nucleus. Bases 652 to 2886 code for a protein of 744 amino acids.
GGUGGGAGGAGGGGGCGGGGAGGGAAGCGGAGGCUGGGGCGCUCUAGGCCGGCCGGCGGUGGCGGCGGCAAGGCCGGGACUCGGGCUGAGGGCCUGCUGUGGCGGCAGCGGCGGACGCCAAGCUCAGCCGCGGGUUUCUCGGGAAACCCCCCUGGUAAGUGUGGAGGAGGCGGGACACUCUGACCCAAGACAAAAGGCCUGUAGCUCCAGCCAAAGAACAUAAACCUUAGGAGGGAGAAAGGAAAACAAAACAAAACAAAAAAAAUAUCAUCAGCUGUUCCUGAGAACAGCCUUCAGUGGAAUCUACAGAGACAACCGAUGUGAGUGAGGAAGUGACUGUAUGUGGACUGUGGAGACAGUAAGUCACGUGGGCCCUCGGGGCCUGGACUGGGUUAGGAAGAGUUGUACUUAUAGAGGUGAGGUGUCAAGAAGGGAAAAGUGAAUGUGGUCUGGAGUGUGGCCUUGGCUCCACGGGGUGUGCUUUCCCUCCAAGGCCAUCAGGGAGCUCAACCCCUGUGUUCUGCCAGGGUAGGGUACAGGGUUUGGCACUGAGGAGGGUAACUUGCUGGCUGGAGCAGCAGAGCAGUGGCCUUGAUUUGUCUUUUGGAAGAUUUAAAAACCAAAAAGCAUAAACAUUCUGGUCCUUCAGCAAUGCUUUCUCUGAAGAAAUACUUAACGGAAGGACUCCUCCAGUUCACCAUUCUGCUGAGUUUGAUUGGGGUGCGGGUGGACGUGGAUACUUACCUGACCUCACAGCUCCCCCCACUCCGGGAGAUCAUCCUGGGGCCCAGUUCUGCCUAUACUCAAACUCAGUUCCACAACCUGAGGAAUACCUUGGAUGGCUAUGGUAUCCACCCCAAGAGCAUAGACCUGGACAAUUACUUCACUGCCCGGCGACUCCUCAGUCAGGUGAGGGCCCUGGACAGGUUCCAGGUGCCAACCACUGAGGUGAACGCCUGGCUGGUCCAUCGGGAUCCGGAGGGGUCUGUCUCUGGCAGCCAGCCCAGCUCAGGCCUGGCCCUCGAAAGUUCCAGUGGCCUCCAGGAUGUGACAGGCCCAGACAACGGGGUGCGAGAAAGCGAAACGGAGCAGGGAUUCAGUGAAGAUUUGGAGGAUUUGGGGGCUGUAGCCCCUCCAGUCAGUGGAGACUUAACCAAAGAGGAUAUAGAUCUGAUUGACAUCCUUUGGCGACAGGAUAUUGAUUUAGGAGCUGGGCGUGAGAUUUUUGAUUAUAGUCACCGCCAGAAGGAGCAGGAUGUGGAUAAGGAGUUGCGAGAUGGCACAGAGCAGGAGGACACCUGGCCAGGAGAGGGUGCAGAAGCUCUGGCACGAAACCUGCUAGUGGAUGGAGAAACCGGGGAGAGCUUCCCUGCACAGUUUCCAGCAGACAUUUCCAGCAUAACAGAAGCAGUGCCUCGUGAGAGUGAGCCCCCGGGUCUUCAGAACAACCUCUUGUCUCCUCUCCUGACGGGGACAGAGUCGCCAUUUGAUUUGGAACAGCAGUGGCAAGAUCUUAUGUCCAUCAUGGAAAUGCAGGCCAUGGAGGUGAAUACAUCCACAAGUGAGAUCCUGUACAGUGCCCCUCCUGCAGACCCACUGAGCACCAACUACAGCCUUGCCCCCAACACUCCCAUCAAUCAGAAUGUCAGCCUGCAUCAGGCAUCCCUGGGGGGCUGCAGCCAGGACUUCUCACUCUUUAGCCCUGAGGUGGAGAGCCUGCCUGUGGCCAGCAGCUCCACACUUCUUCCGCUGGUCCCCAGCAAUUCCACCAGCCUCAACUCUACAUUUGGCUCCACCAACCUGGCGGGGCUCUUCUUUCCGCCCCAGCUCAACGGCACAGCCAAUGACACAGCAGGCCCUGAGCUGCCUGACCCCCUGGGGGGUCUGUUAGAUGAAGCCAUGCUGGAUGAGAUCAGCCUGAUGGACCUAGCCAUUGAAGAAGGCUUUAAUCCCGUGCAGGCCUCGCAGCUUGAAGAGGAGUUUGAUUCUGACUCAGGCCUCUCCUUGGACUCCAGCCAUAGUCCUUCCUCUCUGAGCAGCUCUGAGGGCAGCUCUUCCUCCUCCUCUUCCUCCUCCUCCUCUUCCUCCUCUUCUACUUCUUCCUCAGCCUCUUCCUCCUUUUCUGAGGAAGGUGCUGUUGGCUAUAGUUCUGACUCUGAGACCUUGGAUCUGGAAGAGGCUGAGGGCGCUGUAGGCUACCAGCCCGAGUAUUCUAAGUUCUGCCGCAUGAGCUACCAGGAUCCGUCCCAGCUCUCCUGCCUGCCCUACCUGGAGCAUGUGGGCCACAACCACACGUACAACAUGGCGCCCAGUGCCCUUGAUUCUGCCGACCUGCCACCACCCAGCACGCUCAAGAAAGGCAGCAAGGAGAAGCAGGCUGACUUUCUGGACAAGCAGAUGAGCCGGGAUGAGCAUCGAGCCCGAGCCAUGAAGAUUCCUUUCACCAAUGACAAAAUCAUCAACCUGCCUGUGGAGGAGUUUAAUGAGCUGCUGUCCAAAUACCAGCUGAGUGAAGCCCAGCUCAGCCUCAUCCGUGACAUCCGGCGCCGGGGGAAGAAUAAGAUGGCAGCACAGAAUUGCCGCAAGCGCAAGCUGGACACCAUUCUGAACCUGGAGCGGGAUGUGGAGGAUCUGCAGCGUGAUAAAGCCCGGCUGCUGCGGGAGAAGGUGGAGUUUCUCCGGUCCCUACGGCAGAUGAAGCAGAAGGUCCAGAGUCUCUACCAAGAGGUGUUUGGGCGGCUGCGGGAUGAGAACGGGCGUCCCUACUCACCCAGUCAGUAUGCACUCCAGUACGCCGGGGAUGGCAGCGUCCUCCUCAUUCCCCGCACCCUGGCUGACCAGCAGGCCCGGCGGCAGGAGAGGAAGCCAAAGGACAGGAGAAAGUGAGCCCAGGAGGAAGGGGGGUUGACGCUCACCAAGAUGGAAACUGGAGAAGGGCUGGGCCUGGACCUGGACCUACAGCGGGGACUUUAAUGCCUUCUUAUCCAAUAGAUCUUCUCAGAGGGGAUGACUGCGGGUCAGUGGAGAGGAAGAGGCAGGCGCAGGCGCUGUCUGGCUCAGCUUCCCCCAUUAGGGGUGGUGAGAAUGGCCAGGCUGGGUGGACAGGGUCCUCCCCCUCCCCCUUUCCUUCUAGGGAAGGGGUGGUACUGGCAUUGCUGGAGGCCAGCAGAGGAGAAAGAUGGGUCUUAUGAGAGGAGAGGAAAGUAGAAAGGCUCCUUCCUGCAUGGAUGGACAUAGGAAUGAACGAAGUAAGGAAGAAAAAAAAACCCAAAAAAAUCAAAGCGGGAAGAAAUCGAAGGGUAGAUUAAGAUUGUCUUUGGCCAGGAUUCCAGGCGGCAGGUUUUAAGGUGGGACUAGAUCAUCCGAGUGAGUAAACCCCACUUCCCCACCCUGGUGAGGGUUGGUAUUCAGACAAGGAUAGGUGGGAUUGGGCAAGGUUUUGUGACACUUUCUGUUCCCUGCACUUUGGUACCCAUGGAAGGAGCUCUUAGCUCUUCUGUACUUAAUGUUGCCAUCAGAGGAGAGCCCCUGGAACCCAAUGCUGGCUGGAGGGUGGGCGUCAAAGGGUCGGGUGGACAGGAAAGGGUCAUGCAGCCCUGUGUUGCCACAGCCCCACGAGCAUGUCACCCAGCUGCCCUGCCUCCAUCUCCCUCUGCACCCAUGUCCCUGAGCUGAGGCUCCCAGGUCUCCAUCAGAGCCUGCAUGCAAACGCUGUUCUCUGCUGCCCAUCCAGGCCUCCCUUCCCCGGCCCUCACCGCGCCCACUGGAGCUGGCAGUGCCCCCAGUGCUGGGCCCUAUGGCCUUCCUCUUCUGGGGGCUGCUGUAGGGCAGGGAAGUGAGAGGGAGAAGCCAGGCAGUAUUCAGCACAACACUGGGGAGAGACCCCGCAGGCCCCCCUACCAACAACUGGGCUUGUCACUGGAAACACAAAACUACAAAACCCAGCAACAAAAAAACUAGUCCUCUUAGAGUUUCUUGCGCUUUGAUUUUUUUAGGGCUUGAGCCCUGUUUCACUUAUAGGGUAUAGAAUGCUUGUGUUGAGUAAAAGGAGAUACCCCAAUAUUCAAAGCUGCUAAAUGUUCUCUUUGCCAUAAAGACUCCGUGUAACUGUGUGAACACUUGGGAUUUCCUCCUCUGUCCUGAGGUCUCUGUCUGCUUUCUUUUUUGGGUUUCUUCGUAGGAGAAUGAGAAGUGCAUGUAUGUAAGAGGGACUGAGAGCGCCCCACCCCCCAGGCUCUCAGCCCCAGCUUAGCCAGGGCUCCUGGAGAACUGCCUGGGGGAGACAGAGGGGAGUGCCAAGGUAGCCAGAAGGUUCCAGGACUGCAGUCUUUAUUUUUAACUGCCACUGCUGCCACCACCUCACCCGGCUCAGGAGUAGUCUGUCCCAGACUAGCGGGAGUGAGCUGGAGGGGGAGCACUGCUUCUCCCCCCCCACACACUUCCUUGGGGGGGAGGACAUUCUAACAGCAGUAGGGAUAGAAGGCAUGAGCCUGUGAAGUGCUUUUAUAAAUUAUUUUCCUCAUAGAUUUUAUUUUUAAUUUAUCUCUGUGACCUGCCAGGGAGAGGAGAAAAAAGAGAUGCUGUGAGCACAUGACAAAUAAAAUAAAAUAAAAUGGA